AUGGCCUCCCGCACCGCUUCCAGGGCCCUCCGCGCCUCCGCCAGGCAAUUGGCCGCUCCUGCCGUCCAGCGCCGCACCUUCGUGUCUGCUCUCAAUGCUGCCACCAAGGGCGCCGUCGCCGCUGCCCCCCGCGCGGCUGUCUCCAUGCCCAAGCAGCAGACCCGUGGCAUGAAGACCAUUGACUUCGCUGGCACCAAGGAGGUCGUCUACGAGCGUGAUGACUGGCCGAGGGAGAAGCUCCACGACUACUUCAAGAACGACACCCUCGCCCUCAUUGGCUACGGCUCUCAGGGCCACGGUCAGGGUCUCAACCUCCGUGACAACGGCCUGAACGUCAUCAUUGGUGUUCGCAAGAACGGCGCUUCGUGGAAGGAGGCCCAGCAGGAUGGCUGGGUUCCCGGCAAGAACCUCUUCGAGGUCGAUGAGGCCAUCUCCCGUGGUACCAUCAUCAUGAACCUGCUCUCCGAUGCCGCCCAGUCUGAGACCUGGCCCCACAUCAAGCCCCAGCUCACCAAGGGCAAGACCCUCUACUUCUCCCACGGCUUCUCUCCCGUCUUCAAGGACCUGACCAAGGUCGAGGUCCCCACCGACAUUGAUGUCAUCCUCGUCGCCCCCAAGGGCUCCGGCCGCACUGUCCGCUCCCUCUUCAAGGAGGGCCGUGGUAUCAACUCGUCCGUUGCCGUCUACCAGGACGUGACCGGUAAGGCUGAGGAGAAGGCCGUUGCCCUCGGUGUUGCCGUCGGCUCCGGCUACCUCUACAAGACCACCUUCGAGAAGGAGGUCUACUCUGACCUCUACGGUGAGCGUGGCUGCCUGAUGGGCGGUAUCCACGGUAUGUUCCUCGCCCAGUACGAGGUUCUCCGCGAGCGCGGCCACAGCCCCAGCGAGGCUUUCAACGAGACCGUUGAGGAGGCCACCCAGAGCCUGUACCCGCUCAUCGGUGCCAACGGCAUGGACUACAUGUACGCUGCCUGCUCCACCACCGCCCGCCGUGGUGCUAUCGACUGGAGCAAGAGGUUCCAGGAGGCCCUCAAGCCCGUCUUCAACGACCUGUACGACUCCGUUGCCAACGGCAGCGAGACCCAGAGGUCGCUUGACUACAACGGCCGCGCCGACUACCGCGAGCUGUACGAGAAGGAGAUGCAGGAGAUCCGCGACCUCGAGAUCUGGAGGGCUGGCAAGGCCGUCCGUUCCCUCCGCCCCGAGAACAACUAA
Molecule: messenger RNA, 1215 nt
Organism: Lasiodiplodia theobromae
Lineage: Eukaryota; Fungi; Ascomycota; Dothideomycetes; Botryosphaeriales; Botryosphaeriaceae
Product: Acetohydroxy acid isomeroreductase
Exons: 5
Coding region: 1-1215 (404 amino acids)
Biological process (GO): L-valine biosynthetic process
Cellular component (GO): mitochondrion
Molecular function (GO): ketol-acid reductoisomerase activity
Source: RefSeq, a predicted model, not a curated record